AUCUUAGCGACGCGGGAAGUCCAGACGCCAGAACUGUCUGGAGACCUGAGCAGGAGGGUCGGGCCCCAGCGGAGGCAAUGGCGGAGAGGCCCGAGGACCUAAAUCUGCCCAACGCCGUCAUCACCAGGAUCAUCAAGGAGGCGCUCCCGGACGGUGUCAACAUCUCCAAGGAGGCCCGAAGCGCCAUCUCCCGCGCCGCCAGUGUCUUCGUUUUGUAUGCCACAUCCUGUGCCAAUAACUUCGCAAUGAAAGGAAAGCGCAAGACUCUCAAUGCCAGCGAUGUGCUGUCAGCCAUGGAAGAGAUGGAGUUCCAGCGGUUCAUAACACCCUUGAAGGAAGCUCUAGAAGCGUAUAGGCGGGAGCAGAAAGGCAAGAAGGAGGCUUCGGAGCAAAAGAAGAAGGACAAAGACAAAAAGGAUUCUGAGGAGCAAGACAAAAGCAGAGAGGAGGAGGAGGAGGAUGAAGAAAGACUGGAUGAGGAAGAACAGAACGAAGAGGAGGAAAUAGACAACUGAAUGGAGAGUGGGCAGACUGUGGUGUGCUGGAAGGGACCCUGAAAUCCUGAGAUGUGUCUGUGAAGCCUCUCCCUGCAAGGCAGAGCCAUCUUCGGCACUGGUGCCUGAGAUCAAAAUAAAAACUGACCAGAAAGAUCAAAACCAGCUCUUCCUGGGCUCAGCAUCUGAGUUAUAGAAACCGGUUAUGCGUCAUCAGUCUGCAGGUUAUGAUGUUUUUGUAUAAGCGAUUCUGAGUGACUACAUAGUUUGGUAUUGCUUGUCUACUUAAAAUAUAUGGCUAGCUAGUUUCUGAUCCCAUUUCCCUGCCCCUGUGAAUAAGUAAUAAUAUCCAUGUUGCCUGCUGUGUUCCAAAUCACAGAGGCAUUAAAGGCUCAGGGGAAGAAAUGGGGCUGUGAUCACGGUCACCCAGUUCGACUGUACAGUAGCUGACCAUAGGUACUUGUGCUCAGAAUGGCUGCUCUCUAGGAAAUGACUAAGGGGCUGUGAGCGAGCAACUGAGGGAAUGUCUUCACUUGAUGGUAGCAUUACUUACUUGGUGUCUGGCUUUCUAGACUUACUUAGCUUUGUAGAUGCUCAGUCGUCUGGGGUGGCUGCACUCCUAGGACACAUACUCUUCAAUUCUGAGUGUUGAUUAGAAUAUGUCAGAAAAGGGUGCCAAUUCGUAAAAGCAGGGGGCUUAUUCUUGGAGGUAACUCAGUGCCUACCGUGGUAGGACCUAGUGCCACCUCCUGGAAGGUAUAAAAUUCCAGAUCCAUCUCCCAGACUUGUGGCUGCUGCUUUUCAUUCCCUGGGCUCAUAACAAGUUCCAGAGACUUUAUUUCCUCUGGGCACAGCCUGUUCUGUCUCCAUCUCUCCAGCUUCUGCUUCCUGGCCCUGCUUUCUCCUCCUCUUACUUAUUUCAUCUUUUAGUCUAGGGACUCUGAUAACCUAUGUCAUAUUCCAAAGUGCAAGGUCCUCAGAUUCCUUAGUCCUAAUCUCCUGUCUUCUAAAGAGAAUUGAGAAACACCUCUGGACCUUAAGGUAAGAGGAAUGGUGCUCAGGAAUGUAGCACUACUGCUGUUGCUUUGAACGUGUCUGUUGGCCUUUCCUUUUCCCCAUUUGGUGCUCCAAGCACUUUUUCUGUCUUAGUUGUGCACUUGAGGCUGACAGGUGAUGUAAUAUAGUUUGGACACUGUUUACUAGUCAGGGGAAUACAGGGAAGAGUUUGGUGAAAGUGACUGGAGACUGUUGAGAAGAUUUUAAUGCUUUCUACAAAUAAAGAGCAUUCUUGUUUAAA
Messenger RNA from Mus pahari (shrew mouse), 1791 nucleotides. It is a transcript of the gene Pole3, whose product is annotated as DNA polymerase epsilon 3, accessory subunit. NCBI's taxonomy places the organism in Eukaryota, Metazoa, Chordata, Mammalia, Rodentia, Muridae. Gene Ontology annotation, molecular function: protein heterodimerization activity; chromatin DNA binding. The transcript is spliced from 4 exons. Gene Ontology annotation, cellular component: CHRAC; epsilon DNA polymerase complex. Gene Ontology annotation, biological process: DNA damage response; heterochromatin formation; leading strand elongation. Bases 78 to 515 code for a protein of 145 amino acids. The record is from RefSeq and is a predicted model, not a curated record.